Messenger RNA from Labeo rohita (rohu), 4071 nucleotides. RefSeq names its product cysteine-serine-rich nuclear protein 1b (gene csrnp1b). The transcript is spliced from 5 exons. Gene Ontology annotation, biological process: regulation of transcription by RNA polymerase II. Bases 219 to 1919 code for a protein of 566 amino acids. Gene Ontology annotation, cellular component: nucleus. The record is from RefSeq and is a predicted model, not a curated record. Lineage: Eukaryota; Metazoa; Chordata; Actinopteri; Cypriniformes; Cyprinidae. Gene Ontology annotation, molecular function: DNA-binding transcription factor activity, RNA polymerase II-specific; sequence-specific DNA binding.
CGCUGCUCAGCCGCCUGCUUCAGACAAGAGGAACAGCUUCAGCUGCCGCUUCAGUAGCCGAGCGAGCGAGCGCACAAUAGCCGCACGGACAGAACGGGAGCUCUAUACGGAUAAACGCGCCGUCGUAUCACUUGGAUUAUUACCGCUUCUUCGUUUUCUCUCUUUUGUGAUAUACUAAUGCUGAUCGGACACGUUAUCGAUCACCAAACGCUAGCGCCAUGAGCGGGGUUCUCAAGAGGAAGUAUGAGGAGGUGGAGGAGGACCAGUGCUACUCUUCCUCCUCCCCUUCCUCUCUCUCCUCCUCUGCCUACUCUGAGUGGGACUCGGAUGGGGAGAGCUGCUACUCCGACACCCUGGAUUCGACCCCCAGCAACCCCAGCUCCCCUGCAACAUCCUUCAACACCACAUCUAUCCUGAAGAAGGCCAAGCGCACACGGCGAGGCAACGUGCAGUUUGACCAGGUCACGGUCUUCUUCUUUCCUCGCUGUCAGGGGUUCACCAGCGUGCCCAGCCGGGGAGGUUGCACCCUUGGCAUGGUGCAGAGGCACAGCGCCCAGCGCCGCUACACGUUAGCAGAGUUCGCCAUAGCACAGCGCCACCUACGGCGAGAGAAAAUCAAAAACCGAUUGAGGGAGGAGAAACUGGAAGCUCUUAAACUGAAGCUUACCAAAAAUGGUACCGAGGAAUCUGAAGAGGCCGACAAGUUGACUAUCGAUGACAUCCCAGAGGAUGAAAUCGACCUCAGUGGAGUAAACGUGGAUGAUGGCUCCUUCCUGCAUCCCUACCCGUCUAAGAAAAGAUACGCCAUCCUCAAAGCCGCUGGCGUGAAGAAAAUCGAUAAAGAUGAAAAGCGCCAACUGCAUGAGUUGCGGGCGUCAAGAGAAGACUGUGGAUGCGACUGCCAGGGCUUCUGCGAGCCGGAGAGCUGCAGCUGUAGUUUGGCUGGGAUCAAAUGUCAGAUGGACCAUUCAUCCUUCCCAUGUGGCUGCACUAAAGACGGCUGUGGCAACACGGAAGGCCGCAUCGAGUUCAACUCCAGCCGAGUUCAGACCCACUACAUCCACACCAUAAUGAAGCUAGAGUUGGAGAAGCGUCUGGAGGAGCACACGCCAGAGAGCGAGACGCCCUCUGAAGACCAGCCAGACUGCAGUUCCCCAAGCCAACCAGCAGAGAGCAGCACUACGCCAGACAGACCCACGUUUCACUUCAACUCGGAGCUAGUAGCCGCGGGAGAGAACAGCUGUAGCAGCGACAUGACCGAUUCGUCUAGUUCUUCAAGCCAGAGCGAGGACUCAGAAUCUGUCGAAAACACUCAGAGCGAGCAGUCGUCGUUAGACGUCGAUGAAAACGGACUUACGAGAAUCUUAAGCUUUAGCGACACGGACAAUGAGGACUGUUCUGUUAGGGAGCGCAACAACAACUGCGACUACCAGAAAAAGAGCGAGUCAAUGGGCUACGGCAUUUUCAGCACGAUGGACGACAGGCUCAGCACGUCACAAAUGGACAACAGCCACACAGCUAUGUCUGAGCUCUUAGAUGAGAACGCUAAUCAAGGUAACGCGCUGUUCCACAGCAUCUCCGUCCCGCACACGCCCUCGCCUUCUAUCGAUCACUCGGCUAGCUACAUGGACUUGAGCCUGUCGUCCGAAUCAGACCUGGAGUUCUUCGACGGAUUUCCUUGUCUCGGACCGAGCUCGUUGUACAACUCCUUAAAGGAGUACGAACACGUGGACAACUUCUUUCAAUUCCAGUUGCCUACUUACCCCAGCCUUCCGCAAGCCGCCGACCCGGGAACGUGUCUCCUGGAGUCUCUGAUCGGCUUGUCGGAUUCUGUCCCUGAACCUCCGGCCACUUUCACAGACAAUCAGAUGCUAGAAGAUGCCAUGAAGCUGUCCGUGAUGGAGUCUGUAAAAGUCUAACAGGGGCUUUUCUGUACAAAUGAACUUGGGGAUUGUAAAUGAAUGCUAUGUUUUGUUUUUCUUUACUUUAUGGAGACCCUCCAUCCCAGGAUAUCAAUAUUUGCAUUAUCUGCCUUUAAGAUGUUAGCGAAGCAUUAAGUUAUUAUAACAAUCUUUAUUAUCAUUAUUGCCAUUGCUGUGGCAGCUAACAUUUCAGUUCAGUCUGGCCGACUGAUUUUUGAAUAUUUGUACAUAUGGCCAGGAAGGUGAAGAACUUCUCACCCACUUUGGUGGUAUUAUCAACAUUUACCAUUAUUAUUAUUAUUAUGCUAAGGUUAUUUAUAUGAAUUCAGAAGGGGCACCAAUGGGAGUCAUAAUGCUGAUUAUGUAUCUCAGGGACUUUUUCUAGCUUUCAGAAGCAAUGCAUUUUGACCAUCGCUGUUAUUUGGCAUUUUUUCCAGAGAAUUUCCACCAAAACAAGCAGCAUUUAAACAACCCCCUUUGGAGGGGUAUCAGUCUCGGUCAUUUUUGGACCGAGACGGUGGUCUGUACUUUUUUUUGCAAAGCUAGAGGAAGACUCCUGUACCACAAAACGGCUCCUUGGGAUUUUCUAACGGUACUCGAAUCCCCCAGAGGCUCCUCAGUUAGCACUUUAUCUGUGAAAAAAAAGAACCAAUCAGAGCGCAGACGUUGCCUCUGAAUCCAAGAUUGUUUUCAUGCCAUUUUAUGGUGUUGGAUCAUCAGCACAAGGUGGAGAAAAGUGAACGUGUUCCUUUUAAUUUAUUCUACACGCCGCAGAUAUCGCCUAAUGUGAGUUAACUGUGAUAUCUGUUGACCAUUAUUGCUUUUAUUUAUUCUUAUCGAGUUAUUUAUUUUUUUUCUCCAAAUGCCAGCUGAAUAUUAUCUGAGCCACACUGUGCUCUGGAGAAGAGGAAAUAAUGCAGCUUGUUCACGUUUCUCACCUACGUUAACCUGUGUGAAGCACAUCUUUUUGUUUCAGCUGUGGAGGAAGGGGCACCAACUGCAAAGUAUUUAAUAAUCUAUAAUUCUAUGAAGUAACACUUUCGGUUAAAUUAUUUCACGUUUAGCAUUUCAGCAUUAGAACUUAAUUUAUUCAUGGUUCGGGCAAUAAAGAAAACAAAGGAGAAGUUUAGUCUUUGUGCCUGUUAACACGAGGAGUCGCUGUUUCUUGUUUAACGAACGAGAUGAUGCUGUAUAACCUACCUAUUGAUUAAAAAUCAGAGUUUCCGAUGAUGUUGCCUAUGAUAUAGAGAAUUAACAUUUUGUAACUAUGUAGAUUUGAGAGAAUUCUAAUCUGUUUAUUGACAAAUUAUUUUAUUAAGAAAUGAAAUCCACAUUGUUCUUCGAAUAUCAAAACAUUUGUAAUAUAUUAAUAGAGCUAAAUCUAUGCUUGAAUGAAAAUGUAUUCUGGCCAGGCAUAAAGCGGGGUUUACUUACGAUGUAACUACCUAAACAAAUUUACCAAGAUUGUACUCUAGUUGAGUGAACACCACUGACAACAUGAAUUGUGGGUAUAAAUUUAGUAGUUUCCAAAACGUUUUGUUGAUUUAAAAACCUGCAUAUAUUAUGCAACCUGUAUCAUAUGCAAAUUUGUGUUGCCCGUAUGGUUUCCACUUCACGGUGAAGACGUUUAAGUUUGUAUGUUUCUGAAUGAGCUUUGAGGAAAUGAAUCGAUGUACAUAUCCGACCAUCCAGACUUCAGCUGUCGGCGCAGAGUUAUUUGACCCGAUAGGAGCAUUUGCAUGCAAGACCCGUUCAUUUGUCUCAGUACUACAUGCGUUUAGAGCAAAACAUGCACAAUCAGAAAUGUAUUUGCUUUAUUUUUGCCUUCACGUAAGCUAAUAGCUUCAUUCAUUUGAGUCCAGCUUUCUUAUUCCCUUGUAAAGAUGUAUCACCUCAUCGCGAUGAAAUGGAAAUGAUUGGUAUUUAUUAGUCAUGAUUGAUGUAUGUUUUUGAUCUCUGAUGCUUUUCAAAGUGUUUCUUACUUCUGCCUUUUUGUUGUAUAUAUUUUCUGCUUCAAUGAAACUAAAGACAAAACCAAGCAGUUCUUUUAUAUUAUAUAUUUUCACGCUUAACAGUUUAAAGCUGUUCAUUUCAUUCAAGUCAUUUGACAGUAGUUUGUCCCUUCAAAAUAAAGUCAAGCUUUUUCUUA